CCUACAUUUGAGGCUUCAGCUCUCGAUGCUUCCAUUUUGCCUUAGCCUAAGCAUUGCUUUUGAAAGGCAAUUUAUUUGUAACGGCAAUUUCUCUGCUUUAAUCGCUACACCCCUCCCAUAAUAUUCCCAAAUAUCCCAGUUUUAAGCAUGUCUGUUCAGCUAUGUUACGAUCCUUCGAAGGCUGGAAUAGAAGUAGACAAGUGUGCUCUAAUUCCUCCGGAAUCUGGUCUUCACCUUGUGUGUCUCUGCGAAGAGUGUGUUCCAAAACUAAGAGAGCUCGCUGCUUUUGAGAAAGAGAUAAAAUCCAAGCGGCGGCUUGUCAAUGAAUAUCUUUACCAAAUCAAUCGGUCACAAGAUCGGUGUGUGUUUCUUUCUACAGCCGUUGAGCGCACGAAAAAGAUGCUGGAUUUACUUCUCAAUAACCUCUCAACAGCAUCUAAGAAGUCGGGAAUCUCAUUUACGCUUCAACGAAGUGCUUCUGUAGUCAAACUUGAACAAACUGAUUUGGUAAUAGCUAGAUUGCUAGUACAGCAUGGCCUCAUGAAUGACUUUGAGAAUGAAAAUGCAAUUGAGAUUUGUGAUGAUGAUGAUCACGAUGAUGAUGACGAUGAAGGGGAGAAUGAGGAUGAGGAAGAGGAGGAAACUGAUGAGAUUCUUCCUAUUGGGUCUAAGAUCAGUUCUCUGCUAUAUUUGUACGGGGAAACCAAGGUUAAAGAUGUUGCUUAUAGCCUACUUGAAAAGAUUGAUAGUCUAGAAAAAGAACUUUGGGAGGCUCAGAAAUCUGCUGUAGCAGAGAAUAAACCAAUGGAUCCCUUGAUUCCCAUGAAGUGCAUUGAAGAACAAAUUAGGCUUAUAAAGAAGCUGCCGGUUGAGGAAUUGUACGAUGAAGUUAAAGAGCUGGUUUCUCAACUUACCCACAGGAAUGAGAAUGUGGGAAUUGCUCUCGCAGCAUCGGAUGUCGUAUUCAAUACUUGUCAUGCUAUGAUUCAAAUAAGGAACGAUUUCUUGCGAAAGUACAAUAAGUGUGAUAUUUCCUCCUUGACAAACGGAAAUGGAAAUAAACACGGUUUGAAUGGAUUUGGAGAAACCCUUGAUUCUCUACUGAUCCAGGUUAAAUUGUUUAAAGAUCGUUGGGAGACAGACUAUGCCCCUUUCUUUACUCCAUAUGAUCGGUUAGAGCCUAAAAGGCAACGGACUGAUUGAAUGUUGUGGAUAGUUUUGCCUCCGAUUUCCUGAUGUCGAAGUUGAAUAUCUGAUGUUUCUUCUGGUGGGUAUUGUAUUUUUUUGAACAAGCCACCACCAUGGCUGGCUGACCUCAAGUUUGCCUUGGGAACCCUUCAAAGUUCAAUGCCUGGAAUUCUCUUGAUGCCUGGGGUUACAUAUCAUACUGCUAACUCAUAAAGUUAUUAUAUCUAUCUAUUAUUAAAACUAUAAUUAUUAUUAUUAUUGUUAUUAUUAUUAUUAUUAUUAUUAUUAUUAUUAUUAUUGGUUUCAUGUUUCUGGUGUGGUUCCUAAAAUGCUAUUUUAGUCGUGGUUAUUGAUAUUUGUUAUAUAUGGAGGCUUGGAGCUCUACUUAAUCA
Messenger RNA from Cuscuta epithymum, 1580 nucleotides. Lineage: Eukaryota; Viridiplantae; Streptophyta; Magnoliopsida; Solanales; Convolvulaceae. The record is from the annotation of a GenBank genome assembly.